GCUGCAUCUGGCAUGGCUGUGAGAGAUGAAUGUAAAUUGAAGUUUUUGGAGUUAAAAGCAAAGAGAAACUACAGAUUCAUCACUUUCAAGAUUGAAGAACAAGAAGUGGUGAUAGACAAAUUGGGAAAACCAGACUCAACGUAUGAGGAUUUCACUGGAUCUCUCCCUGCAGACGAGUGUCGCUAUGCUGUCUUUGAUUUCGAUUUCAUUACUGACGAGAAUUGCCAGAAAAGCAAGAUUUUUUUCAUUGCAUGGUCACCAGACAUAUCAAAGGUGAGAAGUAAAAUGGUGUAUGCAAGCUCCAAGGAUAGAUUCAAAAGAGAACUGGAUGGUAUUCAAUUUGAGUUGCAAGCAACGGAUCCAAGUGAGAUGAGCUUUGACAUUGUCAAGUCACGUGCAUUUUAGAU
Cucurbita maxima (winter squash) is the source of this 407-nucleotide messenger RNA. Its product is annotated as actin-depolymerizing factor 7-like. Gene Ontology annotation, cellular component: cytoplasm; actin cytoskeleton. Gene Ontology annotation, molecular function: actin filament binding. The transcript is spliced from 2 exons. Gene Ontology annotation, biological process: actin filament depolymerization. The record is from RefSeq and is a predicted model, not a curated record. NCBI's taxonomy places the organism in Eukaryota, Viridiplantae, Streptophyta, Magnoliopsida, Cucurbitales, Cucurbitaceae. Bases 13 to 405 code for a protein of 130 amino acids.